Ornithorhynchus anatinus (platypus) is the source of this 5108-nucleotide messenger RNA. It is a transcript of the gene PISD, whose product is annotated as phosphatidylserine decarboxylase. Gene Ontology annotation, cellular component: mitochondrion. The record is from RefSeq and is a predicted model, not a curated record. Gene Ontology annotation, molecular function: phosphatidylserine decarboxylase activity. NCBI's taxonomy places the organism in Eukaryota, Metazoa, Chordata, Mammalia, Monotremata, Ornithorhynchidae. The coding region runs from base 1741 to 3012 and encodes 423 amino acids. Gene Ontology annotation, biological process: phosphatidylethanolamine biosynthetic process. The transcript has 9 exons.
CCUCCUCUUAAAGGAGAAAGGGUCGCUCGAAGCUCCGAGAAUGAAGCCUUUUUGGGUUCAGGCGGACUUGUAGUGGGGCGUCUUUAACAAUUUCCACCCUACCCCCACUCCGGAGCCUGAAUGGCUGAAAUACGAGCUGGACAUAGAGGUUUCUGCAUUGUGCAAGCUUCUUAAGCCAAGAGCCGAGGAAAGCUGUGACUGAGAGCCGGCUGGAAGAACGGAUCGGAGAAGCCGCUUUCCUGGAAUCUUCUCUCCGAGGGUUGUGGAGGCUGCCUCUGAUCAUCGGUAGCUGCAGGUGAAAUAAAGGCAAUUAUUGGGAGGAAUGAAACCAGAAUAUUAUUUUAAACUAAUCUUUGAGGAAUGAUUUCUGGUGGGGUGUUUUUGUUCGGCUCAGACUUGGUUUCCAUCUUACCCUUUCUAGUGUCUUCAUCGGUUAGAAAACGAUGCGUAGGUUCUCUGGACCCGGCUAGAACCAGAGUUCUGUGGCUCAGAAUUGCGGAAGGAAUUUAUUUGGGGCUUCUCUGGUUAUCAAGAUAAAUUACUGAGCGGAAGUGUGGGUUGGAGUUAUGAACAGAGGCGGGCGAGAGCCAUUCAUUUUUAAUUCAUCCCCAGUUUAUUUUUUUAAGGAUGGCGAAGAAACACAGAAAUUGAUGGUGUACAUCUUUCACUUAAAUGUAAUCUUGCACAUUCCAGAGAAGCUUGGGAGAUGGAUGAGGGUUUGAAGUCUUCCCUUUACCAGUUGGGGGUGCGGGGGGCGAGGGAGGGAAAGAGGUAUGUGAGGCCAGAGUUGGGACCCUGACAAAGUUUCCUUCAUCCCUAUUUGCUUGUCAGACACAUGGCUGAGCGGUGGUGACGAAGAGGGUGGGGCGGGCGUCUCAGAAGUUUUAAAAACCGUUUUUCAAAAGCCCGUUACCGAAGAGGAGGGGCUACAUUUUUCAGGGGGCCUUUCUCUCCCCGCUGCUGCCUGGCAGCGUAGAUGACGUGAAUGCGAAAUUCUAGUUUACUUUUUGUAGAAUCAAGGGGCUCAAUGGGGAGUCAUUCCAGUAUUCCCCUACCCAAAACCCACUCCUUAUUUUGCUCCUAGGUGAAAGGGAAUCCAAUUGUUCAGACCCCUGCUUGAUGCCUCCUUGCCAUUUUUUAAGUCUAUUUACAGCUCAGGAAGCAGAAAAUGCUUAGCAAGUUGUGGGUUUUAGUUCUUCUAAAAUGGAAGAACAAAAGCCAGCAGUUUCCCCCACUCCUACCACUGAGUCAGGGUUUCCCUUCCCACCCCGGGGGGGGAAGCAGCAUCUCGAAAUUCAAGGUAUAUGUGAAACAGCCCUUGCUGUUGGAACUGUAAUAAAUUGUGAAUAACUUUUUUUUUUAAUUUCUACAGUUAUUCAGCUUUUUAGGCAGCAGUGUCAGUGUCUUCCCGAGACCGGAGAUUUGUUUUGUGGAUCUAGGCAGGGACAAAGGGGAACUUGGUGACCCGCCCUCCAAGAUUGGCAGUCUAAGUCUGUACUGGACUGAGAGGCCGGGAGCCCAGGGACGGGGCCUUGAGCACCGCACAUCGUCCGAGCGGGAAAAACCGGAGCCCAGCCGGGGGCAUCGUCCCCCACCCACCCCUCGCCCUCUUCUUCCUCGGCCCCAAACCAGGGCGGGAGGGGGAAGGGCUGUGACAGAGAGAGACACAAAAACCAGAGCCUCCCUCCCGACGAUGUGUCAAUCAAACAGCCUGCCGGGACCCGACCUGCACGCAGGGAAAUGGUGAGAUGCCGCAAGGCUUUAUCUAACCCUCCCCCCUCUUGCUGCAACCUCCACAAAGUUAAAAUUCCCGGCCGGAGGCCGCGCCCGGGGAAAGGCGGCAGCUGGGCAGGGGAGGAGGAGGAAGAGCGAAGGCGGCCGGAGGGUCCGGGCCCCGCCGGCUUGGACGGGGGGACGCCGAAUAGGAGAGCCUAUUUCAGGUUGCAAUUUCCCCAGCUGGCCCUGAGGCGGAGGUUGGGCCAGCUAAGCUGUAUGUCUAGGCCUGCCCUGAAACUCCGCUCCUGGCCUCUGACAAUUCUCUAUUACCUUCUGCCUUUCGGUGCAUUUAAACCCCUGAGCAGAGGAUGGAGGCCUAUGAGCAGGGUUGCCCUGUACAAAUCGGUACCUACACGGCUGCUGUCCCGGGCUUGGGGACGUCUGAACCAAGUGGAGCUACCCAACUGGCUCCGGAAACCGGUCUACAGCCUCUAUAUCUGGACGUUUGGAGUGAACAUGAAGGAAGCGGCCGUGGAAGAUCUUCACCACUACAGAAACCUAAGCGAAUUCUUCCGCCGGAAACUGAAGCCACAGGCCCGGCCAGUCUGUGGUGUGCACAGUGUGAUCAGCCCGUCUGACGGAAAGAUUCUCAACUUUGGACAAGUGAAAAACUGUGAAGUGGAGCAAGUGAAGGGAGUUACCUACUCCUUGGAGUCCUUUUUGGGUCCACGCACCUAUGUUGAUGACGUAUCAUUCAGCCAAGCCACCUCCUGCAGUUCUUUCCAAAACCAGCUGGUCACCAAGGAAGGGAAUGAGCUCUAUCAUUGUGUCAUCUACCUGGCCCCCGGAGACUACCACUGCUUCCACUCUCCGACCGACUGGAGAGUGUCUCACAGGCGGCACUUCCCAGGUUCUCUGAUGUCUGUGAAUCCAGGUGUGGCGCGCUGGAUUAAAGAACUCUUUUGCCACAAUGAACGAGUUGUCCUGACCGGCGACUGGAAACACGGUUUCUUCUCCCUCACUGCCGUCGGAGCCACCAACGUGGGCUCUAUCCGCAUCUACUUUGAUCGGGACCUCCACACAAACAGCCCGAGGUACAGCAAGGGCUCCUAUAACGACUUCAGUUUCAUAACCAACAACAACAAGGAAGGGAUCCCCAUGAGAAAGGGAGAGCAUCUGGGAGAAUUUAACCUGGGCUCCACCAUCGUCCUCAUUUUUGAGGCUCCCAAGGACUUCAACUUCCACCUGAAAACCGGCCAGAAAAUUCGUUUCGGAGAGGCCCUGGGCUCCCUAUAGAGAUCCCGGUGACUACAGGAGCGCCACUGCUGCUGCCCAAGGGUCUCUCCUUAAAUCACCCAAAAGAAUGUAAGUGUUUUUGACGUAGAGAGAUGUAAGGGGUUUCACUCAGCAGGACCUGGGUGAGGAAAGAGUCCACCACACCAAUCCUGACUUCAGCCGGCGUGUGAGCUUGGGCCUGAACCGGCUCAGUCACGUUUCCACACAAAGACGGUAAAAAGAACGACUCCUUCACGUAUCGGGGGGUGCGGCCUUUAAGAACGUACAGCGGAGCAGCCCAGCCUGCCGGGUUCACUUUCCCGACAUCCUCCCCGCCCCUCGUUCCCUUCCCCUCUUGGGUCAGGCAGCUGUGGCCGGGGGCCUUCGGAAAGAGCAGGCCGAAUCCCGCUGCCGUCUAUCAGGAGGAGCGUGGCAAGAGCAAAGGCUGCGAUGAGCUACACUUACCAUUUGGACUUCGCACUCACCUGAAAACUGGAAACACUGUGUCUACGAUCCUUCGGGUUCAAUGGUCAGUCGCUCUCUUUUCCUCGGGAGGCAGCAGAAAAUCAGAAAGAUUUCUUCAUUGGUAGCGAUCACCCGAGCACUAAAACUCUCAACCCUUCUUCCCUCUCCUGCCCGACUCGUCCCUCUGGACAUUUCAGGCCUUAAAAUCACUCUCCUUUGCCUCCCAAACUAACCCACCCAAAAGUCUCACAGGAAAAAGGCCGGUCCUCCCCCUAAACCUAUGGUUCCGUUAGUUGGGUUUUUUUUCUCCCCCCUGCAGUGUGGGGAAGGUGAGUUUUUUUUUAAGUGAAUAUUUUUUAAGUUAGCUGAAACAGAUCCUCAUCAUUUCUAGUGCACAGCAUGAAAUGCCUUAGGCAUUGACCGUGUACUUAAAAACCCGCUGCUAAAGGGUAAGAUUUGGGCUCUGUGUGCACAGUUUCAAGGGUUUUCGUUUUUUUUUUUGGUGGCGGUUAGGUACUGUUCUGGUGGUGGGUUUUUUUUUUAAUCCUAUUUUGUUCUUAAUUGGUCUAGUAGUGAAAAGCCAAAUGUUAUUUUUCGCAUCGGUUGCUGGAAACUUCAGACCAGGGUCGUCUUUGGAAAGCCUAAUGAUUACUCCUUCAUAAAGAGCUUGUCAUUGAAGUGGGUGUCAAAUUGGGUUGCCACCAAAGGGAUUCCCAUAGCCACGGGGGCCAUUUUCAGGUUCAGCCCCGACGGGGAAAGGUGGCUCCCCUGGGAAGAACAAGCAAGAAGGGCGGCUUUGGUCUUUCCAGGGUUGGCCUAAGCGCGGGCGGAACUCAGCCCUUCGGGAACCCAAGACGUUGAUUGACCCCUGCUGUAAACUAGACCAGACCUUAACUAUGCACAUGAGGAAGGCCAGAAGGGAAAGGUCCUCUCUCUUGGCCGUGGAGUUGAGGCGACCCGUAGGAGUUGCCCGUCUACUUCCCCGGAGGUGGGGAAUAGCAAACACUGGCUGCCUCGUUGCCAACGGUAUGGGUGGUUGUGAUGGCCCCGGGCCAGUCCAUCUGGACUCUUCUACCAUCCUGUCCUUUAUGGCUUACUUGAAAAGCGUGACACGUGCCUGGAAAGAGCCUUCAGUUGGGAGUAGCUAGCUGUGUCCCGCUGAACAGGUGGAGAGUCAUUUGACGGGCCAGGACCACCCUUCUCCAUUCAGCAGGAGGGAGAGGACCCCAUUUCCCCCCGGCUUCCUUCCAGCGGCCGAGCGGCGUCGGAAAGCUUUGAUUUCCUCGUUCGACGGCCUUAGUCGUCCCCGCCAUCAGAGAGCCUUCUUUGCACUAGUCACAUGGAGGUCGCUGCUAUUGAUUUCAUCCCGUGUCGAAAGAGGCAGAUGGUGCAGAAUGAUCCGAGUCGGCUUCCGGUAUCAUCGCCAGAGCCCCGGCUGCAACGGCCCGGGGGUCGGCACCGUUGGUGGGAAUUAGGAGCGGGUUUCCUGUAGAUACUGGUGACGCUGUGAAUUUCUCCUGCCCGGAGAAGCCAUUGAAUUUUUCAACUGUAUCAGUAGCACAGUAUUUUUGUAUGUAAAGUGUAAGACUUAUGAACGGUUACUCAUUUAAUUGCAAAACUUUUGAAAUAAAAGAUCUCAUUUCAGCUGCUCA